Messenger RNA from Aspergillus japonicus CBS 114.51, 1074 nucleotides. RefSeq lists its product as uncharacterized. Gene Ontology annotation, biological process: transmembrane transport. The transcript is spliced from 2 exons. The record is from RefSeq and is a predicted model, not a curated record. Gene Ontology annotation, cellular component: membrane. NCBI's taxonomy places the organism in Eukaryota, Fungi, Ascomycota, Eurotiomycetes, Eurotiales, Aspergillaceae. Gene Ontology annotation, molecular function: transmembrane transporter activity. The coding region runs from base 1 to 1074 and encodes 357 amino acids.
AUGGCGAUUUUCUUCGUGGUUGGUUUGGUCUUUGGGGGCUUUGGGGGGGGGGGGGGGGGGGUUCUAGCCUAUGGACUGGAGCAGAUGAACGGUAUGGAUGAAAAAAGUGGUUGGCGCUGGAUAUUCAUCUGGCAAGGAGUCCUGACAAUCAUCAUCGCGCUGCUGGGAUACCUCUUUACGGUGGACUUUCCCGAAGCUGCCCACCGCAAUACCUUCAGGUUUCUGACGCCCUCCGACCUUGAAAUUGUCAUUGACCGAGUCCGAAGAGAUCAGGAUGAUGUAAAGCUCAACCCCUUCGAGCUGACGGCCUACUUGAGACAUGCUCUAGACUGGAGACUCUGGUUGUUCGCCGCCAAUUUCUUCACAUCAUCGCAGAUCACAUACUCGGUACAAUAUUUUCUGCCAAUCAUCCUGCAGACCAGCCUAGGCUUCUCCACCACCUACGCACUCUGCUUGACUACCCCGGUCAACGAUAAAAAACCGGAGCGGCAAGCGUAUCGGUAUGCGCAUCAAUGCUCGGCUUAUUCUUUCAUUGGGCAAGAGUUGACAAAGCCGAGCUAUAAGAGAGAUAUCGUUCAGAAACUUUUGACAGCAGUUCAAGGCGUCACAGGUGAAGAUUUUGUGCACAGCCCAAGGGACAAGGACAAGAACAAGGGUCAGAAGAGGGAACGGGCAAUCAAGGAGACUGGCUGCCCGGAAAUGACUUCGAUGCAGGGUCAGCCAUGCAUCCCGCAGUACACCGACCCCUCCCUCCUACACAAUCAUCGUCCCAGCCUACGCUUGACCAACAGAUCGCUACACGGUAUUACAAAAACCGAGAAACCCACCAAGACCAAGCCUGUCACCGGAAAAUUCCAGGCCGUUCCUAGAGAACGUCCCGCCCGCAGCGAAGUUGACCCUCAUUAUGUUGUCGAGAGCUUUCGCUUGACGCCAGACGAGAGAACCUUUCUUCUCGAUCUGUUGCAUUCCGCGAACCCAAGCGAUCUCUCUCCCCGGGAGCGUGAUCCCCAGGAAGAGGAGUUCUGGGCAGAUUAUGUACAUCUUCUCGAUCAAGUCCAUGCCCUGGGAGAAUGA